UCGUCAAAUACUUUUUGGACCCGUAUUGGCAAACGGGGCCAUUUCUCUCUCCUCACCAAAACCUCCCCUACUUGUGAGUUGUGUGAAUCCUUAAACCAUAACCCCUCUCUCACUCUCUGUCGACCGCCAAACCCCUACAAAUAACUCUUCAGUCUUCACCACUUCCUUCCUCCGUUCUCCAUCUUCAACCUCUCAAUCAAACCCAAUGGUGAAGAAAAGCAAAAAGAGCAAAAGUAAGAGGGUUACAUUGAAGCAGAAGCACAAGAUUAUACGGAAAGUGAAGGAGCAUCACAAGAAGAAAGCCAAGGAAGCAAAGAAACUUGGACUCCACAAAAAGACCAAGGUUGAAAAAGACCCUGGUAUUCCUAAUGAUUGGCCUUUCAAGGAGCAGGAGCUUAAAGCUCUUGAGGUUCGCCGCGCUCGUGAGCUCGACGAAAUAGAGAAGAAGAAAGUGGCCCGUAAAGAAAAGGCCCGGCUAAAAAAGUUAGGAAAACUUGGAGACACUGAGGAUACACCUCUUGAGGAGGAAAAGGGAGCUGAUCCAUCCAAAGAAUUCAUUAAAAGCCGAGAUAAUUCUGACAAAGCCUUUUACAAGGAGUUAGUCAAGGUCAUCGAAGCAUCUGAUGUUAUUUUGGAAGUUCUAGAUGCCCGUGAUCCUCUUGGUACCAGAUGUGUAGACAUGGAGAAAUUGGUCCUUAACUCGGGUCCCAAUAAGAAGCUUGUUUUGCUCUUGAAUAAAAUAGAUCUUGUACCUCGUGAAGCAGUUGAAAAGUGGCUAAAAUAUCUUAGAGAAGAACUACCAGCAGUGGCCUUCAAAUGCAGCACCCAAGAGCAAAGAUCAAAUUUGGGGUGGAAGUCCUCAAAGUCCUCAAAGACUGCAAAACCUAGUACCAUUCUGCAGACCAGUGACUGCCUUGGAGCAGACACACUAAUCAAGUUGCUUAAAAAUUACUCAAGGAGUCAUGAUAUCAAAAAGUCAAUCACUGUUGGCAUUGUGGGGCUUCCCAAUGUUGGCAAGAGUAGUCUCAUCAAUAGUUUGAAGAGAAGCCACGUAGCUAAUGUUGGUGCCACUCCUGGAUUAACUAGGUCACUGCAAGAAGUUCAGUUGGAUAAGAAUGUAAAGUUGAUGGACUGCCCUGGGGUUGUUAUGCUUAAAUCUGGGCAGAGUGAUGCUUCUGUAGCUCUUCGAAAUUGCAAAAGAAUUGAAAAGCUUGAAGACCCGAUUGCUCCAGUGAAGGAAAUACUAAACCUUUGCCCUGCCGAAGUACUAGUCACAUUAUACAAGGUCCCUACCUUCGAUACAGUGGAUGAUUUCCUAUUCAAGGUGGCAACUGUUAGGGGAAGACUUAAGAAAGGUGGCAUUGUAGAUGUUGAUGCAGCUGCAAGGAUUGUUCUUCAUGAUUGGAAUGAAGGAAAAAUUCCUUAUUAUACUAUGCCUCCACUGAGGAACCAAGGAGAAGUACCUGAUUCCGAAACAAAGAUUGUUUCAGAACUUGGUAAGGAGUUCAAUAUAGACGAGGUCUAUGGAACUGAAUCUACGUUCAUUGGAAGCUUGAAGUCAGUCGAUGAUUUCCAGCCUGUCGAGGUUCCACCAAAUUGCCCAUUGAAUUUUGAUAAACAGAUGCUCGAGGAAGAUCCACAACCGUCAUCACCAACCAAGGAGGGUAAUAAUUUGGAUGAAAAUGGCGAGGAUGAAAUCAUGGAUGCUGAUGAAGAGGAAACAGGAAAGACCAAGGUAAAAAAUACAUCAAGCAAGCAAAAUGAAAAGCUUUAUGAUGCAGAAGGAAUGCUCAACACAAAAAAGCAGCGAGCGGAUAAGAAAAAACGGAAAAAGGCCAGCAAGCAAGCUUCUUCAGAGGAUGCAAUGGAUGCUGAUGGUGAUUAUGAUUUUAAGGUUGAUUACAAGCGAGGAAAAUCAUCUAUGAACAUUGAUGAAGACGACGAUGAGGAUGAAAUCAAAGCUGAGGUGCCAAUGGCUGGCAUAAAAUUUGACGAUGAGUGAUAACACACAUGUCCAGUUUCUUUGAUUCAUUGGCUCAUCCUAGACCUGAUCAUCAUGAGCCAGGCCCGUUAAUUAGCUGAUUUUGGGCAGAUUUUUUAGGCCCGGUCUAAUUUUAAAAUUUUGUUGGUGGGAGUUUGGGCAACUCAAAAUUGAAUUUUUAGUUAUAUGUUGGCUCGGCCGGCCUACUGGGCAGAAUGUUUAAGGCCUGACCCGGCCUGGCCCAUAUUUUGAUCAGGUCUAGCUCAUCCUAAAGUUUUGGUAGUUUUAAAAUUAUGUUAGGAAAUUGCUUUAGACAAAGAAUGCAAAUUAUUCAAAGUUGAUAUGCAUAUUUAUUUGUUGUGAA
Molecule: messenger RNA, 2345 nt
Organism: Spinacia oleracea (spinach)
Lineage: Eukaryota; Viridiplantae; Streptophyta; Magnoliopsida; Caryophyllales; Amaranthaceae
Product: guanine nucleotide-binding protein-like NSN1
Exons: 9
Coding region: 206-2002 (598 amino acids)
Cellular component (GO): nucleolus
Molecular function (GO): GTP binding
Source: RefSeq, a predicted model, not a curated record